Messenger RNA from Anarrhichthys ocellatus (wolf-eel), 1051 nucleotides. Its product is annotated as alpha-2-macroglobulin. NCBI's taxonomy places the organism in Eukaryota, Metazoa, Chordata, Actinopteri, Perciformes, Anarhichadidae. The transcript is spliced from 7 exons. Gene Ontology annotation, molecular function: endopeptidase inhibitor activity. The record is from RefSeq and is a predicted model, not a curated record. The coding region runs from base 126 to 878 and encodes 250 amino acids.
GGGGUAUAAAGAGCAAACCACCGCCCCCCUUCGUUGGUGCAACUUUCCCCGGCACAUCCGACUCAGUCCGUCCGCUGCAGGCUGGAACUUGCCCGCUAAAAAAGCACGGACUGUGCUCCGCAGACAUGGCACCUGUCCUCCGAACGCUCGUCUUCAUCAUCGCCUCAGCGCUCGUGCAAACUGCGCGGGCGGCCCUCUUCAAUGACACUAUUUUCGCGGUGACUGUGAGCUCCCAGGUGAGAGGAGGGAAACAGGAGACCCUGUGUGCUCAGAUCCACGGCCCCGAGGAGCCCGUGACUCUGACCGUGGCCCUGGAGCUGGGCUCUGGCAGAACCGCCAUUCUGGAGGAGAAAGUCAGCGAGGACUUCUACCGCUGCCUGAACUUCCAGGUCCCUACCGUGCGCUUCAGUACUGUGGCAACCGUUAUUGUCACCAUUCAGGGUGCGAGCGCCUCGAUGAGCAAGAGGACCAAAAUCCUCAUCGAGCCUCCUGCUUUCAUCCACAUCAUCCAGACCGAUAAACCCAUCUACAAACCCGGACAGACGGUCCAGUUCCGAAUUGUCUCCAUGGACGCUAAUUUCAUCCCUGUGGAUCGAGUGUACAAAGUGGUGGAGCUCAAGGAUCCCAAUUCAAACCGCAUAGCCCAGUGGUUGGAUAAGACCGUUGUUAGCGGCAUCCUUGAUCUCUCCCACCCGAUGAUUCCUGAGGCGGUACAAGGAAGCUACGUGAUCGCCGCCUCGACAGACAAAGGAGAGCAAAUAUCCCACAACUUUGACAUCAAGGAAUACGUUUUGCCUAAGUAUGAAGUAACGGUUCAUCUACCCAGUGUGAUUACCAUCCUGGACCAAGAGGCAACACUAAAGAUUUGUGGAAAGUGAGUGUCCCACUUAAACGGGACAGACGGAGGUUUGAGAAUGAAGUUUAGGAUAGUAGCCAAUUAAGAAAGUCAAAAUGAAAAAUGUAAUUCUCCUCACUAAAGAAAUAAAAACCGUAAUGAUACUGCACCUCUUAGACAUAUUUUUCUAUUUUCUUAAAAGUGCGGCAACCUCGG